UCGAACCGUGCGUGUGUGCGUGGUGGUGGAAUACAUUAUUUACCUUUCCACUUUGUGGUCAAAGAUCGCACAGUUUCAGUUUGCACUUUUUGUCGAUCAGCUUGAGGAAUAGGAGUUUUUAGCAUAUUCUACACGUAGCUACGUUACGUAAGCACCACACGGAACCAUGGCCGCUAAAGAACCGUCUCCGAUCGUCAAAUCGUAUCUAAUUCUUUACAACGCCGCCCAAGUGCUCGGCUGGUGUUACAUGCUAUACCAACUGAUAGCUUACUACAUCGUCGACAAAGGCACGGAACAAACACUCUGGGAGUAUCUCGGAUUCACCGUCAUACUGUUCCAAAAUGCAGCACUGCUUGAAAUUGUCCACGCAUUUACACGUAUCGUGCCUAGCAACCCCAUCCUCACCACGUUCCAGGUGUUGUCCCGCGUGAUGGUUGUAUGCGGUGUUGUGAUGGCAACACCCACCGGCAAAGUUUCGCCCGGACUUCCGCUAGCCAUCUUAGCUUGGUCGGUGACGGAGAUCAUCCGAUACGCGUACUAUGCCCUUAAUCUAAUCGACGCCGUACCGCAGUUGCUUAUCUUUCUGCGCUACACCACCUUCAUCGUGCUCUACCCGACCGGAGUGACCGGUGAGCUGCUGUGCUUUUACUGGGCCCAAUCACACGUCGCCCAAACGAAACAAUGGAGCAUCGAAAUGCCCAACACGUACAACUUCACCUUCUCGUACCUUUACUUCCUGUGGGCGGUGAUGCUGCUCUACAUCCCAUUAUUCCCCCAGCUGUACAUGCACAUGUUUGCCCAGCGCCGAAAGAUUCUUGGAUCAAGCUCGUCUAGCGCAGGCAAGCAGAAAAGCAAUUGACUGGCGGCAUUCGGCUUUCCGGCUUGAACACCACUUCGAGCCAAAACAGACAAAGCCAGCUUGAGCGCGCGUGAAUCCUAUUAAAUUAUUUCAUCAUUCCCACAACUCUACCAAGUCUUUGCGAAUGUUUAGGUUGGGUUUUUGGUUUCUUUAUUUCGCGUCGGCAGGGAAU
Anopheles moucheti is the source of this 1031-nucleotide messenger RNA. RefSeq names its product very-long-chain (3R)-3-hydroxyacyl-CoA dehydratase 2 (gene Hacd1). NCBI's taxonomy places the organism in Eukaryota, Metazoa, Arthropoda, Insecta, Diptera, Culicidae. The coding region runs from base 167 to 859 and encodes 230 amino acids. Gene Ontology annotation, cellular component: endoplasmic reticulum membrane. The record is from RefSeq and is a predicted model, not a curated record. The transcript is spliced from 3 exons. Gene Ontology annotation, biological process: sphingolipid biosynthetic process; very long-chain fatty acid biosynthetic process; fatty acid elongation. Gene Ontology annotation, molecular function: 3-hydroxyacyl-CoA dehydratase activity.